GCCCCGGGUCUCGGCCGAGCUCAGCUCGGUUCGGCGCUGCCCGGCCCGGCUCGGCCCGGCAUCGGCGGCUCCUUACCGCACGCCUUGUUCCUGAGGGUGCGAAAGGCCCGUGAGCCGGAUCGCGGUCAGCUCUGCCGCCCUCUGGGAAGACCUUGCCUUUAGUGGAUCUUAAAGCGAAUUCUACCGGGGCUCUGUUUUCAGUAGUUAAAACUGUUAAUGGUCGGACCAGUGCAGCUUAUUUGCUUUCAAGCAGUAAGCGAGUCACGUUUUCCCGAGCUUAUUUUCUGAGCCCUGUCAUCUUGUUGAUUUUCACGCUGUUUUCUCCGUGCUGCCUCAAGUGUAGUGAGUUAGUGGAUGGCUGAAAUUUGGCUCAACUACUGAGUUGCUGAAAUGUUUUGCUGCUUGAGAACCGUGAGAAGGUUAUGUCUGGACAAGAUAUUGCUGCAAUGCGUUCUUCAGUCAAGAACUUUGUCAGGCGCUGAUGCCAUCAAUGCUCUCAGACCUUUCUAUUUUGCUGUACAUCCAGAUUUCUUUGGCCAGCAUCCCAAAGAGAGGGAAGUAAAUGAAAACUCUCUGAAGAGGCUAAAUGGCUACUUGGAGAACCUACAGAAACCAGGAUUUCGUUCCUUUAAGCCAACUCAGCUUACCUUUUAUGUAAGAGAAAGAGAACCAAACUCUUCUAAUGUUCAGGAAUCCUUCAGUGCUUCAGGGUUUCGAGCAGUCAGUUUUACGUUACAUACUAGGGAUCUCCUGAGCACAGUAUUAGAUAUUCUCAACUCCUGCAGUUUAUCUACAGAGCAUGUUCAGAGUUUGAAUGUGAACGCUCAGCCCCACAAGGAAGCAAAAAGCACAGUAAACAGACCUAUCAAAUGGGAUAAGACCUAUUACUCCUUUACUGGAUUCAAGGAUCCUGAGGAGGAACUAGAGCAAGCCCAGAGAGUGGAAACAACUUUAAUAUCCUGGCUCGAUGAUAAUGAAGCAAGUGCAGUAAAAAAGCUGAAAAAGAGUUUGCCGCUUAGAAAAGAAUUAGAACGUUUAAAAAUUGAACUUUCUCAUGAACUCCAGCUCUCAGAUAUCAGGUGGCAGAGGAGCUGGGGUAUUGCUCACCGCUGUAGCCAGCUACACAGUCUGGGUCGAUUGGUCCAACAGCGACCUGAAAUAUUAAAGAACGUUAAAGGACGCACGGUGGUAUUUACAGAUCGCUCAGGUAUGAGUGCAGCAGGUCACAUAAUGCUGGGGACCAUGGAUGUUCACCAUCACUGGACCAAAAUUUUUGAGAGACUGCCAAAUUAUUAUAUGCUUCAAAAAAAGCUCCUGCUCUUGGAAGAUCGGAUAAGCCAACUUCUGGGAGGCAUCCAAGUAAUAUAUAUUGAAGAGCUGCAACCUCUGUUGACUCUAGAAGAGUACUAUGAGACUCUCAACUCUUUCUAUAAUAAACUACGUGACAGCAGACUACCUUUUCAUCCUCGCAGUCUGCGAGGCUUGCAAAUGAUUCUGGAAAGUGACAGAUAUGCACCAAGCUUACAUGAAUUUGGACACUUUAUGAUCCCAACGGUCUGUGAUCCAGCAGCUCUUCAAUGGUUUAUUUUUGCCAAAGCACAGGAAGCAAGAGAGAAUUUGAAAAGAAAGGAGGAGAUGAUGAUUACAGAGAGAGAGCUCAUCGAUACUUCCACGGAAAGAUUUUCUUUGGAUCGGCUGUAUAAGGAACCCAGUGUUUCCAGUGCACAGAUGAUAGAUUGCUGUAAGCGGCUGCUGGAGGAAUCGUUGCCCUACCUACAAGGCAUGCACCUUUGCAUUUCCCAUUUCUACUCUGUGCUGCAGGAUGGAGACCUGUGUAUACCUUGGAACUGGAAAAACUGAGGGAUGUAUCUGAUAAUCAGAUAAAUUGUUUUAUUUUCUGUAAGAGGUUAUAAAUAUGAAUGUUUUUAAGAGUAAAUUAUUUAAAUCUGAAUUUUGAUAUCAGUAUUCAGCUCACAAAUUUUCUUCCGGCUGCUGCUGAGGAAGGAUUGCAGUCCUAGACAAUUUGCACAAUGCACAGUAUUGGUAGUCCUGGGAAAGAAUCUGUACAUUAUUCAUACUACUGUAGGAGUCCCAGUGUAUGGUUACAGUUGUGAAACAGCAUUUUUGUAGUGAAUUCUGAAAAUACAUUAAAUUGCAACUCUGCAAAAAUGUGCAUGUGUAUUUUUAAUAUACAUGAAUAUUGCCGGAUAGAUCAUCUGAAAUAAAGAGUGUGCUACUCCAGCCGGACAUUACAUGCCAUCUUAAGGGGUUCAUUGAAGGCAGAAGUUAAGUACAGAAGUUAUCUGGUGGCAAUGCUGGCAUUUCAUAUUGCUGCUUAUCACUGAAUUAGAAAAAAAACCAAGGGAAAAAACAUCAGAAUAUUUCUCCUUUGCAGAAGAAAGCAGUACAUUGGUGUCUACAGCAGAAUUUCACAUGCUGGUCCAACAUUGUUGCCUUAGAAUUCCAAAAUAUGCCAGUUAUACUGUCUGUGGUUACUUUAAAGCAGACAUCAAUCUCUUCUUGUUUUCUGGCAUUUGCUCCAUAAAUACAGACAAUCUUCUUUACUUACACUAUAACAGAUUGCAAAUCCCAUACACAACCCUUAAAACCUGAGUAGUUUAAUGUGACAUCUAUGGGAAGGAAGCACUGAUCUGUGUGGGAUUGUCUGCAGGAGUAAGUACUUCUCAGUAAGAGCAAGGAGUUUGCAGUAUGGCAAACAUGUGGAUCCUUACUGGUACUUUAUUCUUUGGAAAAAAAUGAAAUAAAGUGUGAAAGCAUGUCAACACUUUUUCAUUGUAAUACAUGCCAAGAUGCAUUUUGAUAUUUGGAUUACUACUUCGCAAAAUAUCAUUUGAGAAAGACCAACUGCUUAACAUUUCUGGAUUUGAAUUUACCAUAACUGGCAAAAAGAAAAGGAAUUGUCAAAUGCUUACUUGCCUUGUAUUUUUAUUUGUAUUGAGCAGGGCAAUUGGUGUGGUUCUCUGUUUUCUCCUGUUAGAAGGCUCAGUAUCAAGUUGUUUAUUAAGAUGUCAAACUUAAAGCAAAAACCCCCACUGUGAUCUCAGAAAGGACUGUUCUAAAACGUCAAGACAGAAGCUGUGACUUCCUCAGGCCUGCAAUCCAGGGGAUUUACCAGCAAUGCAUGGAGAGGUUUUGAAGAUCAAUUGACCGUUUCUUCUAAAUUAACUUCCAUGGCACAUGACCUCUCCCUCAGUCCAUCUAGCACUGCUGAUACUCUGUGACCCAGCUGUGCUAAGCUAGUGAGCCAGUCCCACCCACUGUAGCUUAGCAAUAUUCCCUCAUUCAGCUCUUUGAAGUAGGAUAUCUUUGGGAAUAAAAAGACUAUAGUAGUGGGGUUUUUUCUUGCGUGAGUUGAAUGACUCCUUCUGGAGCUUGAGGGAGGAAGCAGCUGUCCACUUUGAUUGUAGAGGAGAUGAUAAAAGGUCUGAGGGAAGGUGAGUGGAUGCAAACAAGCCUGAUGUGAUCCUGUGAGGACUGACACCAAUGUCACUGAAACCAGUGACUGCACCUUCUCUUCGCGGCACAGAACAGACAACUGAAACUGGCGGGAGAAGAAGACAUAAAGAGCCUUUAUGAAAUAGAGUAUGGGAUGUUUCCACAAGUAAUGGAGACCCUGACCUGGAAUGGGAGUUGGAGAAGGCAAAGCUUGAUAAGGGGAACUGGGGCUGAGCUUAAAAGUAGAAGCAGUGAAGUAGUUGCUGUAAAACAUUGCUAGUCUGGGAUGCAUCUGAAGAUUCUCACCAUUCCUUCUAAGGGAAAAUAGCCAAAAUCCUCUGGCAGAAUGUGUCACCCCUCAAAGGGUGGCAUGGCAGCUUGCUUGCCUGAUGGUUUCCUCCAGGCUAGGGUCUUGGGUCUGUGCAAUUAACCAGCGUUCCGGUCCUGCAACCCUCCCACCAGGGAGGUGGUUAGCUCACAUGCCAUGGCGGUGGGCCUCCCCUCCUCUGUUAGGUUUUGUUUUCCUGAGUUUUGAAGGAGAUGCAUUAUACAAUCUCUAAAACUGCUCAGAAGUUGAGCAAUAUAAAAAUGAAGGUUGAGUAUAGGUCAGUAAUUCAGCAGUGUAAGGUCUGUCUCAACAGUGUUAUUUUACAGUGCACUUUCUGUAAGACGGUUUUGCUGCUGAAUGAUCAAGUUGCCUUUACAAACAUAUGGGCCUCUUUACAUUCUUUAAGAUACUUAGGAAAACAGUGGGGUAAAAAGGUGCAUGUUGUAGGUGUUUAUUUGGUCAUGUUUGAUUUAUUUUGAAAACUAUCACCAAAGUAACAGAAUUAUCCAUUUAGGUAAAUAUAUAUGGGUUAAAUCUGUCAGAAUUACAUUUUGAUUUCUAACACUUUAUAUAUGGCAGGGAAAAAAUAGGGGUUAGAACUCUGAAAAUCUUUUGCCACUAUGGCAGGGUGGAAACAGAUAAUGAUUUGAAACUCUUGUGUUUUUAAAUAGUGCAGAACACCUCAAACUCAACAGACAGUGUGGUCACCUCAUUGUGGAAAUAGAUUUGAAUGAUUACUAACAUCUACUGUAGUUUUAUCCAGUACAAAGUCCUGCUUGCUCUGUGACCAACAACUAAAAACGUUCCAUAUGAAGUUUCAAGAAGCAUCCUCCUUAAAAACAAAUCCUAAUAUUAAAUUAGGUGGAUUUGGUGUCUUGCUGUUUUAAUCAUUAUUGUUUGGCUUAGAUUUGAGGUUUUCUACUGUUCGGAAAUUUGCACCAUACAUUUGAAAGGUAAGUAAGAAACCCUACCACUGAUCAAAGAAUUGAAAUGUGUGUUGGUUAUCCAUCAUGAGUCAAUAAGCCGUGAUGCCCAGAUCGUGUCAUUCAGCCUCUGAGAGUGGUUUAGUAUUUUAGUGCAGCUGCCAGAAGGAAAUUCAAUGCUAAAAUAAAAGAGAUGGGGACUUGAGACAAAAUUUAUCACCUUAACAAGUUAUUUUGAUGCUGUUAAAUACUGUGUCCUUGAGAUGCAGGUACUGGCAAACAACACUUUCCAUUUUGUCAGGUGUUGGCGUAACAUUUUACAGUAUCGGUUGUUUGUGAAUUGCAGUGUUACAGAACUCCUGCCUAUGUUUUAACAGCUGUGUAUGAAAAUUGCAUGAAAUUGCAUGCAAUAAUGCACAUUUGUUGUUGUUCUUACGGCUAUUAAUUGCUGGGAUACGGUCUCCAGCACCAGGAGGCUUGUAUUCAUGUUUUGUAAGACAUUCAAAGGUUGAUAAUGAAUCUUGAAGACUUAAAAAGGAAAAGUCUUCCAGAAGACUAGAGCUGAUGUAUCAAAGCAUAUCCAAAAUUCAUCAGAACUCUUAAUGGAAAAUGUAAAUCUCAUCUGGUUUGUGUACAUGACUGCUAGAAAAAUCGUUCUGAGGAAACUGAAAUUUUUAAACAGUAAUUUCCAGUUGUCUUUCUGAAAAUAUAUUGUCUUUGUCUGAAAA
This is a messenger RNA of Corvus hawaiiensis (hawaiian crow), 5435 nucleotides long. It is a transcript of the gene TCAIM, whose product is annotated as T cell activation inhibitor, mitochondrial. Gene Ontology annotation, cellular component: mitochondrion. The transcript has 11 exons. The record is from RefSeq and is a predicted model, not a curated record. NCBI's taxonomy places the organism in Eukaryota, Metazoa, Chordata, Aves, Passeriformes, Corvidae. Bases 391 to 1860 code for a protein of 489 amino acids.